Molecule: messenger RNA, 1798 nt
Organism: Paramecium pentaurelia
Lineage: Eukaryota; Ciliophora; Oligohymenophorea; Peniculida; Parameciidae
Source: the annotation of a GenBank genome assembly
AUGAGAUCAAUUUCUCCAAAUGCAUAUUAACCAAACAAAGAUUCUUUUUUAUCUCAAGCUCAAUAAUAGAAAGCAAUAUUGAAAACACUAGUAUAUGAAGCAGUUCAUGUUCCUGUAAAUGAAUAGAUUGUUCAUGUUAAUAACAUCAGAUAAAAUAUGUCUCCAGCUAAUGUUGCUCCAAAAUCAGGUUAAACCGUUUAUAGAACCUUUUAAUCACCAAAUAAUCGUAUUCAACAAUAAACAAUUUAAAACUUUUAAAACAUCUAAACUUUGCCUUAACAAAAAGAAAUGAAAUUGCAAACUUCUGUUGCUGAAUUUUUAGUCCCAUAAUCCUAAUCCUAAGAAACAUAUACUGCAAAAAGUGAUGAUCGAAUUUAUAGAGAAGUUGAAGAUAGAAUUAGAGUCAUUAGAAAUGAAAGUGAUUCAUGGAAAUAAAAGUUCAUUAUUAGUGAAAAUGACAAAGUUAAAUAAUUGUAAGAUAUGGAAAACCAUUAUAAAAUGGAAAUGCAUAAUUAAUCCUAACAAUUAAAACAAUUUUAUUAGGUUUCUAUGAAUGAAUUAAAUGAAGAACUAAAAUAUUUAUAAAGAGAAUUGGAUAAUUAAAAUAGGGAAACUGAAAAAGCAAGAAAGAAAUGUCAUUAAUUAGAAAUGGACUAAUUUGAAUUAAAAACAUAAAUAGUUGAUGCUAUUGCUUAGAAAGAUUAAGCAUAAAAAGAAUUGGCACGAAUGACUAAUCUAUACCAAAGAAUUAAAAUUGAUAUGGAUGAAAUGAGAACAUAAUAGGAGAUAAUGAAAAAAAGAGUUGUUAAUGAAUAAGAGUUAGAAAAACUUAAAGAAAUUAUUAAUUAAAGAGAAAAUGAAAUUGAUGAUUUAAAAAUAAGAAACUCUUAAUUAGAAAUAUUAAGUAUGGAUGUUCGAAAGUUGGAUACUUAAAAUCAUGAACUCUAAAAUCAAUUAGAAAUACUCUCAUCAUAAAUUUCUAUAUAUGAAACUAAAAUUGUAGAAUAAAGAAAUGAAUUUGAAAAUUUAAAUUCCAUAAAUAAACGUCUCAAUAAUCAAUUACAAGAAAAAAAAAAUCAUGAAAAUCUUUCAAAAAAUAUCUAUGAAUAAGAAAUGCUCAAUUAAUUAAAUCAAGCUUAAGUCCUCUCCCAAGAAAAAGAUAAUUAAAUUAAAUCAUUAAAUAUAUAAUUCUCUCAAUUAUAAUUAAAGUAUGAUUAAUUACAAUAGCAAAUACUAUCUAUUCGUGAAAACUAUGAAUAAGAAUUAACAGAGGCAAGAAUGAAGUAAGGAAAAUUUGAAUAAGAAUUCUAAGAUGAUAUUACUUAGAAGUUUUAAUUAAUGACAAAUGAAAUCCAACAACUUCAAUAAGAAAGAUAAUAAUUAUUAAAUGAUUUGUCGUCAUAAUCAUAACAAAAAGUAUUUUAUUGAAUUAUUAGUUAAGAUUCGAUAUGAUUAAAAACUCUAACAGUAAUAAAAAGAAAUCGAUAAUUUCAAUUACUAAUCACAAUUAAGAAAUAAAGAAUUAGUUGAUAAUAAAGAAACAAUUAAUUAAUUGAACAAAUAAGUAACAGCAUUGUAGAAAGAAAAGCAAAAUCUAUAAGAGGAGAUUCAUGUAAAUAUUGGUAAAUAAACAUAGAAAUUGCAUUAUUAAUAUUAAGACUUUAAUAAAGUUAACUAUUAAUAUGAAAAAGUACUUUGUAGUAUUGAAAUGGAAGCAUUAAGGGAAAGAUUAGAUAUUGCACUUUCUGAAAUAGAAUCAAUAAAGACUAAUUAACUUUCUAUGUAUAAAUAUUCCUGA